This is a messenger RNA of Trichoderma harzianum CBS 226.95, 1530 nucleotides long. RefSeq lists its product as hypothetical. NCBI's taxonomy places the organism in Eukaryota, Fungi, Ascomycota, Sordariomycetes, Hypocreales, Hypocreaceae. The transcript is spliced from 6 exons. The record is from RefSeq and is a predicted model, not a curated record. Bases 1 to 1530 code for a protein of 509 amino acids.
AUGAAGGCCACUCUCAUCCUAGGCAUAAUUGUGUCCCAGCUAUCUUUUGGAAAAGGCGAAUGCCUCCCACAAGUGGAUUUGGGUUAUGAGAUCCAUGAGGCACUCAAACAUAACGAAACAACCGAUCUGUACACCUUUAGCAACAUUCGCUAUGCCCAGCCUCCUGUCGGUGACCUGCGCUUCUCUGCUCCAAAGCCACCAACAGGCCGAAACUAUGUGGUGCAAAAGGGCAAUGGGUCAAUAAUGAUGUGCCCUCAGGGGUCGCCAGGUUGGGGCAGUGCGAAUUCGGAUUUCGGUCAUGCGUUUAUAAAUGGGAACCUGUCUGAUUACAAUUACACGGCGGAGCAUGCAGCAGAAGAUUGCCUGUUUCUCGACGUUGUUGUUCCUCGUGCUGUGUUUGAGCGCCGAAACUCGAAGGCUAAGAAAGCCCCUGUAUUGGUCUGGAUGCAUGGAGGCGGCUACAUAUUUGGCUACAAGAAUGAUGUCGAUGAUGCCACUGACCCGGCUGGUCUUAUCAAUGCAAGCCGAAGCGAUGGCUCAGGCGGCUUCAUCUAUGUAUCUUUAAACUAUCGGCUUGGGGCUUUUGGUUGGCUAGCUGGGCCGUCUCUUGAAGCUGCAAAUGGCACCGCAAAUGCCGGCCUCCAUGACCAACAUCUUGCUCUCCAGUGGGUGCAGAAGAACAUUCAUCUCUUUGGAGGAGAUCCGAAGAAGGUGACUCUUAGCGGCCUUUCAGCCGGUGGUGGCAGUACAGUUCAUCAUAUCACAGCAUACGGUGGUAAGAAAGGACCACCUCCCUUUGCCAGGGCCUUUAUCAACUCUCUUGGGUACUUUCCCAUUGGCUCCAACUUCCAAGCCGAAAACAUCACGCAAUACUUCCUCAAGUUUCUCAAUGCGAGCACAAUCGAACAAGCUCGUAAGCUCCCAGCCAGAGCUUUGAUGGAGGCAAACGUUGCGCACACAUCCAGCGUUGAGACCAACUUUAUCUACGGACCCGCGGUUGAUGGAGACUUUGUGCCUGCUUUGCCAGGCUUAUUGCUCCUUUCUGGAAAUUUUCACAAAAAUGUCGAUUUACUGCUCAGCCAUACACGAUAUGAAGGCGGCGAGUAUUCACAGCCUUUUGUGCAGACCGAUGAUGACUUCAAAUCCUUGCUUCAUCAGCUCUACCCAGGGAUCGUGGAUGAAGUUGCCGAUUAUAUCAUCAAAGAUCUCUAUCCUGGGAAAGGUGCAACAUACAACAUGCAAUUCAACAUCAGCCCCCCUUUCCAUGCGUACGACGAAUCGUACAUCUGGAAGGGAUACGGGAGAAAUAAUUUCGGAGCUCCUGUAAUUGAGUCACUGGCAACGACAUGGCAAGGAUAUAUCACCAACUUUAUCAAGACUGGCAAUCCGAAUGGCCGUGGCCUGCCGCCAUUCCCUCAGCAGGGACAGAAUGCGAGUGCCAAUAUCUUGACCCCAGAAGGUAUCAUCACUGGACAAGAUUCCACCGUCGGACAUAGAUGUGAGUGGCUACAGAAGGGCCUUUUUGUUUGA